Pseudomassariella vexata is the source of this 2883-nucleotide messenger RNA. RefSeq lists its product as uncharacterized. The transcript has a single exon. The record is from RefSeq and is a predicted model, not a curated record. Bases 1 to 2883 code for a protein of 960 amino acids. Lineage: Eukaryota; Fungi; Ascomycota; Sordariomycetes; Amphisphaeriales; Pseudomassariaceae.
AUGUCAGGCCCACAGCAAGCCAGCGCGGCGGCCGCAUCCAGUAACGGGCCAUCUGUAUCGGAUCCGACAGCACCAUCGUCUUCGUCCGCUGUCCCUUCGGGCCACGACGGCAUUGCGCAAAAUGGAGUCUCCCACUCCAUGUCGGGCACACCAGACGCUGUUACCCACCCGGGGCUGCGCAUGGCAACGAGCAAUGCUGCCCACAGGGACGGCCGAGUACGAAAUCCCAUCCCUAGCAAGCUGAAGGGAAAGACGGACGAGAACAAAGGCAACUUCAAUGUCAUGCACAUGGAUAUCUCUCAUGUAGCCGAGAGCCAAGCGAGAUAUGAUGCCGCGAAACGCAACAGUGAAAGCGUCGCUCUUCAAGCCAAGAUGGCCGAGACUGAUCAUUAUGUAUCCCACCAUAGAAGAGCCAACUAUCAACGCCCCCGUCCUCUGGGAAGAUCCCAAGUAGCUGCCGCUGCCGCUGCUGCCGUUGCCGCGGGCCGAGAUUCACCAGAGCCUCAGCAAGAUCCCCCUCCAAUUCCGCGGUCUCGCAUACCCCUCACGGCGGAGGAGGCCAAGAUGGAGCAAGCGCGUCUGUUGACUCUUCUUCGUGGCCUGAACCCACUUGACGUAGUGAACCAGAUUUGCAAGGCAUUGGCCUAUUUUGGUGGUGUACCCGAGGCUCCUCCGCCACCAGAUGGAAAUUUCCCCGAAAGCGCUGAGGCGAACGGCUCUGGCUCGUUGUUUGUGGGCUGGAUUGCCGAGAUAUUUCCUGAUCUUGACCGACCUCGUCCACGGCCUGCGCCAGUAUUGAGGCUGGCUGAUCCACCGAAGCGCCCCAGAGGCCGGCCAAAGGGGAGCAAGGCUUCCAAAAUACGGAGAGACAAGGGCAUCAAGAAGGGCUCCAAGGCCCAUGGGCAAGGUGCUGCUGCGGCAGACCGAGGCGAAGACGAUCAGCACGGCCCCGAAGAAAGCUGGGUUGAUGUGGAUGACACCAUGAUGGAGGUGGACGAAGACGGGGAUGCUGCUGAUGCCGUCGAGAGACGGGUGCUUAUCCUACUAAACAAAACGCCUCCCCGAACGACUGAUUCUGGAGCCGCUAACGUGACCCCGGCCACAGGCUCAACAACCGGUUUCACAUCUAUCAAUAAUACUAUUGCCGAAGCUUCAUCAGCUUCAAAACGCCGUGGUCGACCGAAAGGCUCCAAGAACAAACCGAAGGACUCCCGUUCUCGGCAGAUCCCUCAGCAGACCCAAGCGCCCCCCAUAGCAAAUAGCGUUCAGUCUCCAGCUCCAGCGCCGGUUAUGGAAACUCCAGCCCCAUCAGCAGCAGACGGACAGGCGAAAAAGAAGACCAAUGCAGGACGACCCAAGGGCUCCAAGAACCGGUCCAAAGGAGCCGCUGAUGGCUUAACUCCACAGACGUCGGUCGCAACGCCCCAGCUGCCAGCUGGAACACAACCUCCUACCAGCACGUCGUACAUCCCACCACCAACUUUUCAGUCCAAUACAGUGAACCCUUCUCAGAGCUCGGCAGCUAGUGGAACUGCUUCUGCUAAGAAUAGGCGCACACAGCUGCCGGCUCAGUCGGCCCCUCCUGUCAACCCCGUUCUCAACCAGUCAACUACUACGCCGCAGGUCAAAGAGUCCUCGGUCGUCGGAGCAAAACGGAAGCGUCAGAGUAAUAAGGUUGCGGGGCCUCUUUCCAAUGGAGACGGGCUUGCCAGCUCGGCAGCUGCUACGUCGUCGGCACAGCAACUUCCCACGGCAUCGCCAAUGAUCAAUCCUAGCCCUGUUGUGACUCAAGCGAAUGAGUCUGAGAACUCUUGGGACGCAAAUGGUACAGCUGCUCCUGCGGCAAAACGUACGCGUAAGUCGAAUUCGACGGUCUCGAAGCGUCAGAGCAUCGUAGGCAACGAUGGGCCCGCGGCAGGAGGCAGCAGUGAGCCAACAGAGCUCUCAAGCCCCACGUCUGCGACUACCCAGAACCACACCGCUGCGGAUGGAUUAGACGCCCAUCUCGAGCGAUUCACUGCCAUGGCCCAAAGUAAUCGAAAUCACAUGUACGGGAAUCGUCCGCCGGUAACGAACUCGACUAGCCAAAUAGCAUCUUCGGCACCACCUGCCGAAGGCCUUAGGGCGCAUUAUGAGCAUUUCGCACAUCUGCAGAAUACACAGCAGAACACGAACCAAAACAAUAGCGCUCGCCAACACCAACAACAACAAACAGGCCAGAUCGCAUCCCCCACACCAUUACAACUGUCCAAGUCUUCUACGCUAUCGUCGCAGCAGCAACAGAGACCUACGUCGAACUACUACACCCAGAAUCAGGCUUCAUCAUAUACCGCACAGCAAGGUUCCGCCUACCAUACGAAUCAACGCAUGAGUUCCGGUUCACCUGCGACUACUCUCGUAUCGCACGUGGCACACUCACCACAGUUCGGUGCGCAGAGCAGCAACUCGCCCCUGAUGGGUACAGACACAUCCUCAUUCCGUGGCUCGCCCUUGCAGGGGAUUCCUGGGCAUACAAAUCAAUCUUUUGCACCGCGGCGGACUCCCUCCGCUUCUCCAAUGGACAACGCGAAUUACCGCCAAGCCGGGAACGUUUCGACCCAGUCCCCACAUUUCGGCUCAAACAAUACUCGACAACCGGCAAACAGCUCACAUGCUGGAGUGGCUUCAGGCUUUCCAUCAUUCUCUGAUCCGAGCUUCCUAGAUAUUGAUGGGCUCGGAAAUUCGGCUAGUGGCCACGGCGGCAUGGGAUUGAACAACACGGGCUACAAUCUAGGAAGUACGGGCACGACACAACGGUCGGGUAGUAGUAAUACGGGUGUCGGUUCUACGUACGGCACUACUGCGAUGAACCGAGGGUAUCGCGGCCAAAAUCAAUGGUCUUGA